ACUCAGCCAUGCCCCGCGGCCGCGCGGCGCUGCUGGCGCUGGGCGCUCUGCUGGCCUGCGGCCUGCUGCUGCUGCCGCCCGCCGCCCGCCGCCACGUCCCGGCCCGACUCCCGGCCAACGCCACGGUGCGGGCGGGAGUGGCGCCGGGCGACCCCGCCGUCGCCUACAGGGAGGCCGCCGCGCCGCGGUCCCUCGCGGCCAGCAGGCCCGACGUGCUGCUGCUGCACGGCCAGGCCUUCAGCUCCGGCACGUGGCAGGCCCUGGGCACGCUGGCGCUGCUCGCCGCUGAGGGACACCGCGCCGUCGCCAUCGACCUGCCUGGCUAUGGGGAUUCGCCCCCCGCGGGGUCGGUGGCCACGCAGCGGGGUCGGGCGGCCUUCCUGCGGCACGUCGUGCAGCGGCUGGGCUUGCGGAGGCCGGUCCUCGUCAGCCCGUCCAUGAGCGGCCGCUUCGCCCUGCCCUUCCUCCUGGCGCACGGCCGGCAGCUGGCCGGCUUCGUGCCCAUCGCCCCCGUGGGUACGCGGGAAUACGGCGCCGUGCAGUACCAGCAGGUCCAGACCCCCACGCUGAUUCUGUAUGGUGACCGCGACACCGGACUGGGCCAGCAGGCCCUGCAGAGCCUCCGGCACCUCCCCAAGCACCGCGUGGUUGUGCUGCCCGGCGCUGGCCAUGCCUGCUAUAUGGACAAGCCCGAGGACUUCCACCGGGCCCUGCUGGGCUUCCUGGGCCAGCUGCAGUGAGCUGAGUGCUGCCGCACUGAGCAGAGGGCAGCGGGGCUGUGCCUCUGUCCCCGUGCCACGCUGGGAGGUGGAGAGGUGGCGGUGCGGGGCUGGGGGUGAUUCUCCUGCAGUGCCCUCCUGCAGCAUCGCCUCUCCCUCCUGUGGUUGGGACCGGAGGUUACACGCUCGUAGAACCGUGGGAUUAUGGAAUAUCCCAAGUUGGAAGAGGUGCACGGGGAUCACCCAAUCCAAACACUGGCUCCUCACGGAACCACGCAAGCGCUCAGAGCGAUGACCAAACGCUCCCUGAGCUCCAGCAGCUUUGGGGCUGUGCCCGCUGCCUUGGGGGGGUGGGAGGGCUGUUCUGUGCCCACCGCCCUCCGGUCACUAAUCGGAGUUUCGGAAGGACGUUCUGGCGGGGCAGCCCCCUGUGCCGGGCUCCGGGCACGAUGCUGCCGUGCUGGCCGGGGGCGGGGGGGGCGGCGAGCUGGAAGGAAGGAGGUGCGAGCCGCUUGUCCCGAGGCCAAUAAACACCGUGCUCCGCUC
Messenger RNA from Gallus gallus (chicken), 1265 nucleotides. RefSeq names its product abhydrolase domain containing 14A (gene ABHD14A). The record is from RefSeq and is a predicted model, not a curated record. Lineage: Eukaryota; Metazoa; Chordata; Aves; Galliformes; Phasianidae. Bases 9 to 740 code for a protein of 243 amino acids. Gene Ontology annotation, cellular component: cytoplasm. The transcript has 4 exons.